Rodentolepis nana is the source of this 609-nucleotide messenger RNA. The record is from the annotation of a GenBank genome assembly. NCBI's taxonomy places the organism in Eukaryota, Metazoa, Platyhelminthes, Cestoda, Cyclophyllidea, Hymenolepididae.
AUGCCUCUUUCACUAAACCUCACCCCACCCCACCUCACUCCACCCCAAUCCCAACCCAUUACCACUACAGCUCCAUCUCGAGAGAGUCAACGCAAUUCUGUGAGUCCACAUCGACUUGGCUAUUCACUUGAACUCGUAAAUCUUGGUUGUCGAACAUGGACCGCGUCCGAUUUAUCAUAUUCCUCGGCUUUCAAUCGCAGCCGAGAUUCUGCCUCGCGUAAGACGAAAUACUCAAUGCACCACACCUCUCUCUCAAUCUCUUCCUGCAAUCCGCUGCAUUCUUCCCCUGUCUGUUGUUGCAUGAUGAAAGUACGCAUUGCAAACGAACUAACAGUGUUGGCUAUGGGUGGUGCCAAUGGUGCUUCUUGUACUACCACGCAGUUAAUCCCUCCUUUAAACCUCACUUUCCUUGCAGUUUUAGCUCAAAGUUUUCGACGCACGAUUGGGUAUAACUCUGCGGGACUCAGACCCGGGUAUACUGCUGGUCAACUUUCGUUGGGCUCAUCAAAGACUUCUAGCAUCCCUGGCCCGCAAUGCUUUUCGUCUCCAGGACUUGAUACACCUCAUAAUGGUUAUGCUGCAAAUGGAGAAAUUAAUGGAAGUAAGUAA